Molecule: messenger RNA, 2017 nt
Organism: Macadamia integrifolia
Lineage: Eukaryota; Viridiplantae; Streptophyta; Magnoliopsida; Proteales; Proteaceae
Product: IAA-amino acid hydrolase ILR1-like 4
Exons: 5
Coding region: 453-1757 (434 amino acids)
Biological process (GO): auxin metabolic process
Cellular component (GO): endoplasmic reticulum
Molecular function (GO): IAA-Ala conjugate hydrolase activity
Source: RefSeq, a predicted model, not a curated record
GGGAGUUGGAUUUUAGGCAUAAGAAACUGUUAAAUAUGUAGAUAUAAAAUGGGUGAUUGGGCUGUGAUGCUUACAGGUUAUGUGAAUUUAGCAUUUUCCCUUCUUCAUUGACUCAUUAUGUUGAUGACAAGUCAGCGAAGCUUAUCAAAUUGUAUGCUUAAGCUACAAGCCUCUCCACAACAGUAAAGCCAUGGAUCUUGCUAGCUCUCAGACUCUCUGCGUUUUUAGUCUGAACAAAGUCCAAAACCAGCUCAAGAAGAAGAAAGAGGUUGGAGAGAUUUAGAUUUGAGAGGGACUGACUUCUAAGGUCAUAGCUGGGGAAGUGGGCGUCACAAAUGUUGGAACUAUUCGCGCUUUUUAAUGAAUGAUUGAAUCUCCAUUUGGAUUUUUUUAUUCCUUCCGUUCCCAAUUGAAAAGGAAGAAGAAGGGGCUGAUUGCUCCCACUUCUUCUCAUGACAAUGGGGUUUCUUCCUUACCUUCUGUUGUUCUCGGCUUUAGUUCUUCACUCAUGGGCAAUCGAAAGCGAACCCGGAUUGGACAUGAAGCACCUGAGCCAAAAGCUUUUGGAAUCGGCUAGCGAGACCCAGUUCCUGGAUUGGUUGAAAAGGGUUCGAAGGACAAUCCAUCAGCACCCAGAGCUCGGAUUCCAGGAGCAUAAAACCAGUGAAUUCAUCAGGUCAGAGCUUGAAAAGCUUGGAAUCGAAUACUCAUGGCCAGUGGCGAAAACAGGGGUGGUAGCAACCAUCGGAUCAGGUGAGCACCCCUGGUUCGCUCUCAGAGCAGACAUGGAUGCCCUCCCAUUACAGGAAUUGACAGAGUGGGAGUACAAGAGCAAGGUUGAUGGUAAGAUGCACGCCUGCGGCCACGAUGCCCAUGUCACUAUGCUUAUGGGGGCCGCUAAGUUGCUCCAAAGCCGAAAAGAUCAAUUGAAGGGCACCGUCAAACUUGUUUUCCAACCAGCAGAAGAGGGUUUAGGAGGUGCUCACCAUAUCUUACAGGAAGGUGCUCUUGACAACGUUCAAUCUAUCUUUGGGUUGCACGUCGCGCCGGAGUUGCCUACUGGAACAAUUGGUUCCAAACCUGGUCCAAUAAUGGCCGCCUCCGGCCGUUUCACGGCUGUAAUUCAAGGACAAGGUGGUCACGCGGCUUCUCCACACAAAACCAGAGACCCAAUUCUCGCGGCGGCCCUUGCGAUCCAAGCGUUGCAACAGAUCGUUUCUCGAGAGAUAGAUCCUCUUGAAAGCGGGGUAGUCUCAAUCGGAUUUAUACAGGGCGGCCAAGCAGAAAACGUUAUCCCAGAGUCUGUGACUUUUGGGGGCACCUUCAGGAGCAUGAGCACUGAAGGUAUCUCUCACCUUCGGAAUCGAAUCAGAGAGAUCAUAGAGAUGCAGGCAGAAGUUCAUCAGUGUAAGGCUAUGCUGGACUUCAUGGAGAAGAAACUAAUUCUGUAUCCACCAAAUGUCAAUGACGAGGCAGCAUACGAGCAUGCGAGGAGGGUUGGGCAGAGCCUACUUGGGGAAGCCAAUGUGAAUCUCAGUCCCAUGAUGAUGGGUGCAGAGGACUUCAGUUUCUAUUCCCAGAAGAUGACUACUGCGUUUUUCUUCAUUGGAAUAAAUAAUGAGACCCAAAAACCAUAUCAUCCACUGCACUCGCAACACUUCGUUCUUGAUGAGGAGGUCCUCCCCAUUGGAGCAGCUCUCCAUGCUGCCGUUGCUCUUUCUUACUUAGACAGUCAAGCUCAAGUUGUCGUUGGUUAAGAUGUCUAUGUUGAAAAGGGAGAUAAGAGCAAAAGCUGUUACUUGUCUUCAUAUCAAAUACAAAACCAAUCCAGAUGAGGGCCCCUCCCAGAAGUUGGGGUAUAUAAUCAGCUAAGGAAAUCCUGGUCUGGAACAGUACACCACAAAACGAGAAUAAUAACUCUCCUUUUUUUUAUAUCAAGUGCUUGAAAUGCUGUGUAUUAUUGUGCAAACUCCUUCUGAUUAUGUUUUAAUGUUAAAAAUGAGAAAUUCACUGUUGA